This is a messenger RNA of Prorocentrum cordatum, 1014 nucleotides long. The record is from the annotation of a GenBank genome assembly. Lineage: Eukaryota; Dinophyceae; Prorocentrales; Prorocentraceae.
GAGCGCAUUCACUUCAGCCUCAAGAAUCUGGAUCGGGUGCACCCCUGCAGACUUGCCGUGUACAAAGUGAUCUCCAGCAAGACGUUUGACAACACCAUCAUGGGCUGCAUCGUCCUGAACACCAUUGUCAUGGCAUUGACCAUCUUCCCCGAGCCCCUGGACGGGUGGAACAACUGCCAGGAGGCGGGCAACACGAUCUUCGCCGCGAUCUUCGCCGUGGAGGCCGUCCUGAAGUUGAUCGCGAUCCGCCUGCACUACUUCCUCGAUCCGUGGAACCGCUUCGACUUUGUGUGCGUCCUGGCGAGCUUCGUCGGCGCUCGGGGCACAGGAUCGGUGACGUCGGUGAUCCGCAUCCUGCGCAUCGCGAGGCUAUUCCGCCUGCUCAGGUUCUUGAAGGAGCUGAACCGGCUCUUCAGGUGCUUAUUCAGGUCGAUCCCCAAGCUGUGCAACGUGCUCAUGGUGCUGAGCCUGGUUCUCGUGCUCUUCAGCAUCUUGGGAAUGAGUCUCUUUGGUACGGCCAAGCUUCACGAGACCUUCAACGAGCACGGCAACUUCAGGACCUUCCUGCGUGGUUUCGUCACGCUGCUCCGAGCCUCCACUGGAGAGGCUUGGAAUGAGAUCAUGCACGACUUGGCAAAGGACGAGAGGGACUGGUUUCGCCAGGCGAACCACUUCAGGGUCAGAGCGCAGCUGAUCAAGGAUGCGAAUGUACAGACGGCGCGAGAAGGCCCGGAGAGUAGGGGGCAGAAGAUGCAGGUGGAGCCCGACAAGCAGGACGCCCGCGUCGUGGGCGCGGACGUGGGGGCCCUUCUCUUUCAGCUCCAGGCCUGGGUUCGGACGUUAGAAGAUCAGGCGCCCAACGCGGCCUUAACUCAGCGCGGCAGCCCGAUCGCGAAGACGGCGAUCACGGCGCACCAGGACUUCAUCAAGAAGCGCAGGGAGAAUCCAGAGAGUAACAUAAGCGCCCCGAGCUUCCACGGCCUCUCCGCGAUUCUGCACGUCUUCGAGAACUGA